AUGGCUACAUCGGAUGGACUAGACGGCUGUCUGCAACGAGGCAGAUCUCAAAGUGACCCGAACCUACUCAUCGAACCGGGCAUCGAUUUGACUCAUGGCACAGUAGAGUUGAUGGACCAGCAGAGGGUGCUGAGGACCGGUUGCCUGGUGACAGGGGUCCACACUCCACCCAUCCGACGUAACAGCAAGCUUGCCACGCUGGGGCGCAUCUUCAAGCCCUGGAAGUGGAGGAAAAAGAAAAAUGAGAAGCUAAAGCAGAGUUCCACAGAUGUAGCAUUAUCCAGCAGUCUUCUAUGCGACCUACACGACCCAAGCUCCCCCACCCGGGGCUGCUGCUCAGACGGUGCAGUCCUGCUUGGAGGAUUUAGGGGAUCCUUGAACUCAAACCUCACAAUCAGCAGUGUGGAGUAUCUUGGUCCUGAGGAGGAGCUUCCCCCUCCAGUAGCUGCCCCUCUUCAGGACUGUGAACGGGUGGAGGAGAAUGUACUAAUACCGGAGGAGGAGGGAAGAGAAGAAGUUCACCCUGUCGGGGAUUUACCUGAGGGGCUGCAGGACGUGGGCGAGCAGAUGGAAGAAAGACCAGAGGAAGAGAUUCCUCCUAGAACAUCCCCACCACAAGUACCUCCCAAACUUUUGCACCAGCUGAGUACUAGAGAUGAUUCAGGCCCUGUGUCACUCCCUACUCACCUGCCCAACUCCUACCUCCCCAAGGAGCCUCCACCCAGGGCCACAGAAAGCAUGGCUUCAAUGACCCUGCCGCUACGAGGGCUCCUAGCCAACACCUCAGGGUCCCCAUAUAUAGGCAAUAUGAUGCAUCCUCCAAUGCCCCCUAGCUGCAUUAUGGAGGAACUGCAGAGAGCCUUCGCUUCCAAGAACAGACAAGAGAGUGUCCAUAGAGGGUGUGAGCAGGCCUCACCCCCAAGGCUGUGGUGUUCAGACGGACGUCUCUCUCGCUCUUGCAGCUCUCAGAACCAACACACAUCGUCUUUUGGGGGCGGCUGUGUGGGAGGAGGAGGAGGGUCCGACUGGCCCAAGAAGGAGGCGGAGGAGAAUAAGGAGAACAUGCGGCUGGACCAGUGCUUCUCCAACACCUCAGGCCUCCCCACCGACUUAGAAGAAUGGAAUGAUUCCGUCAUCUCUGGUACACUUCCUCGCAGGCUAAGGAAGGAGUUGCUGUCUGUCAAACUACGAAACAGGCCCAGCAAGCAGGAGUUGGAAGACAGAAAUAUCUUCCCAGUCAGGAGUGACCAGGAGCGCCAGGAAAUUCGCCAGCAGAUUGAGAUGAAACUUGCCAAGAGGCUGAGCCAGAGACCGAAUGUGGAGGAGCUGGAGAGUCGGAACAUACUGAAACAGAGAAAUGACCAGACAGAGCAAGAGGAGAGGAGGGAGAUCAAACAGCGGCUAAACAGAAAGCUCAACCAGCGGCCCACAGUAGACGAGCUACGAGACAGAAAGAUUCUGAUCCGCUUCAGUGAUUAUGUGGAGGUGGCCAAAGCUCAGGACUAUGACAGGAGAGCAGACAAGCCCUGGACUCGGCUCUCAGCAGCAGACAAGGCUGCAAUCCGAAAAGAGCUCAACGAGUUUAAAAGCACCGAGAUGGAAGUGCAUGCCUCAAGCAAACACCUCACGAGGUUCCACCGGCCAUGA
Messenger RNA from Cyclopterus lumpus (lumpfish), 1647 nucleotides. It is a transcript of the gene phactr3a, whose product is annotated as phosphatase and actin regulator 3a. The coding region runs from base 1 to 1647 and encodes 548 amino acids. The record is from RefSeq and is a predicted model, not a curated record. The transcript has 12 exons. Gene Ontology annotation, molecular function: actin binding. Gene Ontology annotation, biological process: actin cytoskeleton organization. NCBI's taxonomy places the organism in Eukaryota, Metazoa, Chordata, Actinopteri, Perciformes, Cyclopteridae.